This is a messenger RNA of Anolis carolinensis (green anole), 1133 nucleotides long. It is a transcript of the gene pmvk, whose product is annotated as phosphomevalonate kinase. The transcript has 5 exons. Bases 424 to 993 code for a protein of 189 amino acids. Gene Ontology annotation, biological process: cholesterol biosynthetic process; isopentenyl diphosphate biosynthetic process, mevalonate pathway. Gene Ontology annotation, cellular component: cytoplasm. The record is from RefSeq and is a predicted model, not a curated record. Gene Ontology annotation, molecular function: phosphomevalonate kinase activity. Lineage: Eukaryota; Metazoa; Chordata; Lepidosauria; Squamata; Anolidae.
AUGGGGGGGGGGGGAGAAGGGAGAUCGAAAUCCUUCGUUCCUUCCUACUUGCAGAUUUAUAUAUGUAGAAGAGCGGGGUUAGGAUUUGCGGUGGCCCCGCCUCCUUUUGGCCUUUUCUAGCAGCCUCCGCCUUGGCUUCUCUGUGCUUUCGUCCUCCUUUUAAUAAUAGUUUCGCCCACUAAACAGGCGAAGGAUACGUCCCGGGCGAAACCAUUAGCCUGGAUGUGGGGGAGAAACUGAUUGGAUCAGCAAGGAGGCGGGGCUUAAGGUCUUGCCGCCGCCUGGCGUCGCUGUCAUCCUUCCCUCCCUUUUUUUCAGAAUGGUUUCGCCCGCCUUCCCGGAAGUGCCUGCAUCCCGGGCGAAACCAUUCGCGCGGAGUGGGGGAAAGGGAAGGAGAAGGCCCAAAGCCUGCUUUUCCCCAAGAUGGCCCGCUCGCCCAAGCUGGUGCUUCUCUUCAGCGGGAAGAGGAAGUCCGGGAAGGACUUUGUGGCCGAAGAAAUCCAGAGCCGGUUGGGGCCUGACGUCUGCGCCAUCCUCCGCCUCUCUGCGCCCCUCAAGGAGCAGUACGCUAAGGAGCACGGCCUGGACUUCCAGCGCCUCCUGGAUGCCACGGACUACAAGGAGACUUACCGGCAGGACAUGAUCCGGUGGGGAGAGGAGCGCCGCCGGGCCGACCCUGGCUUCUUCUGCCGCAUCGUGGUGGGGGAGGUCACGCAGCCCAUCUGGCUGGUCAGCGACACGAGGCGCCUCUCGGACGUGGAGUGGUUCCGGGACGUCUAUGGGGACCUGGUGCAAGUGGUGCGGGUCGUGGCCACAGAGGAGACGCGGAGGAGGAGGGACUGGGUCUUCGUCCCAGGGAUCGACGACUCCGAGUCGGAGUGCGGCCUGGACCAGGGGAUGCCCUUCGACUGGGUGCUGUCCAACGAGGGCGACACCCUCUCCCUGGAGGCCCAGAUGGAGGCCCUGCUCCAAUUUGCCCAGAGCAAGCUGUAGCCGCCGCCGCCACUGCCGCUUCCGCAGCCGAGGAUGAUGGAAGAGGCGCUCCGUCCCGGGACCCCAGGCCAGUCUCCUUUUCCCCCGGAAUUGGGUCCGCUGUGUAGACCCUCUUUAAGGGGGCAUCAUUCCAUUUUGUG